GAGUCAGAAUAAAAUAUUUUCAAGAGGUGUCCCGCAUUAAUGUUGCCGGAUCUAACAGUAGCUGCUAGAGUCGAAGACUGCGGGUCUAGUACGGGGAAUGGGACGAAGCUCUUGCCCGUUGAUGGCACGGGUAUAUCGAUAUCUUUGUCUGUAGAAAUCUGCGCUGUCGCUCAGCUUCGCAUCCCUGGGAUAGCUACAGUAUGUAGAGGCAUAGAACCACACAUGCGUGAUUUGCAUUCUUCUCGUUACAUUUCAAGUCGACACUUAUACGGUUUCCCUAAUCCUAGCCAGCUCGUCCUUUGGUUCGAAAUUCUGAUUAACCAUGUGGUAUUCGCGGGUAUUAUACAGGGACUCCGGCAAUCACUUGAUUAAACAGCGUCAUUGCUCCUUGCCCUGUCCCACUACUGGCACCUAUUCCUCUUUCCGCGGAUCAUCGCCAUGUAUCAACGUCCCAGGGUUGUGUGCCUUUUCAUGCCCUACGCCCUUAUCA
Molecule: messenger RNA, 490 nt
Organism: Saitoella complicata NRRL Y-17804
Lineage: Eukaryota; Fungi; Ascomycota; Saitoellomycetes; Saitoellales; Saitoellaceae
Exons: 1
Coding region: 40-372 (110 amino acids)
Source: RefSeq, a predicted model, not a curated record